Molecule: messenger RNA, 3912 nt
Organism: Lachnellula hyalina
Lineage: Eukaryota; Fungi; Ascomycota; Leotiomycetes; Helotiales; Lachnaceae
Gene: KCS1
Product: Inositol hexakisphosphate kinase
Exons: 2
Coding region: 1-3912 (1303 amino acids)
Biological process (GO): phosphatidylinositol phosphate biosynthetic process; inositol phosphate biosynthetic process
Cellular component (GO): nucleus; cytoplasm
Molecular function (GO): inositol hexakisphosphate kinase activity
Source: RefSeq, a predicted model, not a curated record
AUGUCAAGCCCCCCCUCUGAGUCCGGACACCAUGCCGCACCCACCGACCUGGUGAGGUCUGAGCAGGAGCGAGCACAUAUACAUUCUCAAGACAGCUCGCAGAGCCAAAGUUCAAAAUGGACGCCUUUGCAGACCGCUCGAAAGAACCCUUCGUCUUUGUUGACACAAGCUUUAAAUUUGAGCCGCGACACAGAUCAAGACCUUUCGAACGCUGGAACCUCUACCCCUACGCAGUUAAACUCCUCCCCUAUUUCUUCACAAGACACGCAGCGGGACAAUGAGCUAGAUAAAGAUUCCGACCACUCGGUAUAUAGCAUGCCAAUAGCUGCAUCUGCUUCGUCGACCGAUUUACGAGCGGGUAUGGGAGUUGGAUCGUCUCUGCCCUCUAUGAUUUUCAAUCUACGUGACUUGAAUGGCACCAGUUCGUCACUGACGAAUCAUCGGCAACUCCUCAGCAACAAAAGCCGUGGGCGCGGAACAUCAUUAGAACGUACAGAGAAGGAGAGGCGCGUUCAAGAGAUCCCACAAGAUACGUUUGCUGCAAAUCCCGGUGACACUGGUAUAGCUGGUCCUCCCACGCCAAUUCCCCCAUCCGAAUCAAUAUCAAAGACUCCUCCUACGGAAGGAGUCCGAGCGGAGUACAGAUCUUGGAGAGAUGCUCAUCGCCCUGUAAAGAAAGAAGAAAAGGCGUGGUCUAUCGGCAAUCAAGGGAGUGAGGAUGGGCAAGAUGGCCCGGUUGAGAAGUCCCUCAAGGAAAUACUUACUGGGGUUGAGCACGAUGGUCGCAGCAGGAAAGCGAGUCACAGUAUGGGCUUCUUCAGAGAAGGUCUACCAGAGGAUAAGGCCAGGAAGCGGGAUAACAAGAGUAGAGUCCAUCCCAAAGACGGUCCAUCUAGUGCCAAAGAUCAUGUUGGACGUGAGAUUGAAGACCAGAAGGACCAGAAGAGCAUUCAGACCGGGGAUUUCCAAAGCCCAACGCAUGAUAAUGUUGGUGGAGGUCACUUUGAUGGAGCAUCCCACAGCUCACCGCAAAGUACGGAUAAGGGUGAAUCGAAAGAAGCACGGGAAUUGCCCGCCCAAUUACUUGACGAGAUCCGGAAACACCACAACCUAACAGUCGGUGCUGGCAAAGGCUCAUCUUUUUCGUCAAGUAUACCUGUCACAGAAUCCGAAAGGUUGAAGUUUGACGGUGAAGAUAAGUCUCCGAAGGUUCCACGGACUAUCCGAGAGGAGGAAGCGGAUGACAAUGGCACAAUAUUGACCCGUACACGAAGGGCAGACGAUGAGGAUGAUUCUGGAGAAGAUGAAAUUUCGUCGGCUCUCUUCGUCCCCCACAACAGUACAAAUCUCAUGGAGUCUCCGGAGCGGACUAGACGUAGUUCGCAUAAUGACGAUAAAUUACGACUAAUAGAUAAGGACCGUUUGGAUGCAACGAACUCUCAACAAUGGCUCGAGGAGCACGAAGUACCAUCUGACGAAAUAGACAAGAAAUAUGUUGCAAACGAAGACAAAACUCGGCCGCUCCCAUCCCCUACCCAUAGUAUACAUAGUAUGCAGAAGCAGCCUACCGAUAAAGGGUCUUCUAGUCUCCAUGAUGUACCCGAAAUUGAACCCGAAGUCCAUGAUGAGGAUGGUUACAGUACGACAGCUGAGGAAUCUGGUGUGGAAGAUCUCGACACGACGCCAACCGGUUCACUGAAGCAAAUUCACGAACCGUACAUUGCGAACCAACCACACAUUCACGAACACCAGAAAAGCAUCAUACAGCCGCUAGAAACCAUUGAGUUGAUUCCGUAUCGACACCAGGUUGGAGGCCACACGACUAUGUGGAGAUUCUCCAAGCGUGCAGUCUGUAAGCAACUGAAUAACCGCGAAAAUGAAUUUUACGAGAGAAUUGAGCGUAACCAUCCUCAGUUAUUGAACUUUCUUCCUAGAUACAUUGGUGUUCUCAAUGUCACUUUUGCAAAGCAAAUACGCCGCAGGUCCACGCGUAAUGAUCAUCCGGAGGUAGCUACUAAUCGCAAGGCCCUUGCCCAAGAUGGCCCGCAGGAGCCUACGAGCGAGAAGGUAGCAGAUGCUCCAAAUAGCAGUACUUCUGCUACUGAUAUGCCAGAGGCCACAAGGAUGAUCAGUCAGUCAAUUCAGGCCUCUUCUGUGCCAAUUCCGACUGUUACCUUUGCGGAUAAUAGACAUAUUUUACCAUCAAGAUUUUUUCGAAGCCAGGCAUGUGCGUUGGAUCCACACCAGAGAUCUAAGAGUGAUGGUGCUGCUGCGUUGUACCAAGACGCCGCCCAAACACAGCCACCGUUACCUGAUGCGGACUUCACGUUUCGUCCCUCAUUGGCAGAUAAACACGCGACUAGCUGGGGCGCUACAACAGUGAACAAGGAGCUUCGAAACAAAGUCUUUGACGAAGCUUUCCUGGGACAGCCAAUUCCAAUUGAACGCCACAAAAAGCCAGGAUCACAAAAGCGAUCGUUGCCAAAUCGUCGUGGAACUGGGCCAAACCUCCGAGUGUCUAAUUCGGAAUCAAGUCUCACGGCUGCUCAGCAGACUCAAGCGCCCGCUACUGCGCAGCCAGCUGAGAUAUCUAUUCGCCGCCAGGCUCUAGAAGCAGCAGCUGCGCAAAGGCAGAGCGCAGAUUAUAAUACACCAGCCAAUAUGCCUAAGUCAAUCCCAAGGAGGGGCUCCAACGGCGACGAGGAAGAGAAGGUGUUCAAUGAAAAGGCAGGCACUAGUGCUCCAGAGCCCGAACUUUCUCGUACUCAAGGCGAUUCUUCCGGUUCAUCUGGCAAACGACAAAGACGAUACUCAAGCGGCGGACUUCGCCGUAAGCCUACCGAAGUAGCCGAGGAUCGUGGCAAUCUAAGGUAUUUUGAAGAGGCGGAUGACGCUGGUUACAAGGGAGAUGCUGAAGAGGAGGUCUUUACAAUGGAUCCUGAGACAUCAAAUGAAAAUCAAGUACCUCAAUCAAAGCCCAUGGAUUCAGAACUCUCACACGAAGCCGCUAAAGAUCCAGUCGCCACGAAUGGUUCUAAUGCUGGUGAAGAGGCUUCUGACCUCAUGCCACCACCUACUCGGACUCAAACUUUAGAUUUCCUAGGUAUCCCUCGUCCUGUGAACCCCAAGGAAGCACAAACGCAACAAGGCUCGCGUGUUCAAUAUUUUCUACUCCUUGAGGAUCUAACAUGCGGUAUGAAAAGACCUUGUAUCAUGGACCUCAAGAUGGGGACCCGACAAUACGGCGUUGAGGCCAGCGAGAAGAAACAAAAGUCACAGCGGCAGAAAUGUGCUGAUACAACAUCGAAAGAGCUGGGUGUCCGUGUUUGCGGGCUGCAAGUAUGGGACGUUAAGGACCAAAAGUACGUCUUUAAGGACAAAUAUUUUGGGAGAGACCUCAAGGCCGGGCGGGAAUUCCAGGACGCUCUAACGCGGUUUUUAUACGACGGGGUUGAUUAUUCGAGCGUUUUACGACAUAUUCCCACGGUCCUAAGGAAGCUUUCUGAGCUCGAAGUUCUGAUUCGCGGUCUUGUCGGAUAUCGAUUUUAUGCUGCAAGUCUCUUGAUGUUUUACGACGGAGAUACUCACGUCGAGGAUGAGAGCGAUAGUGCAGCUACGGAGAAGGAUGUAAAACCUGUGAAGGAGAUUGAUUUCAAGAUUGCAGAUUUCGCGAAUUGUAUAACUAAAGAGGGUCUCAGCGAGGGUACACGCCCUUGCCCACCCAGACACGCAGAUUUGCCCGACAUGGGUUUUUUGAGGGGUUUGAAGAGCCUGAAGAAGUAUUUCAUUGCUAUACAGAAUGAAGUACGCGUGAAAGAGAUGGGGAUGGCUGACGAGAGAGUCAAGAAUGGUUCGAAAACCCCUGUGUGUGAUGGCGCCGGAGAUUCGGAUGAAGGUGAUAUGAGUUAUUGA